AUGGCCGAAGAUUCAAAGCUUUGGGAUAUCAUCUGUGAUGGUCCCCAUAUCCCAGUUCACACAAGUAAAGACGGUAAAAAGACCACUGUCAAAAUAGGAAAAGAAUACAAUGAAGCUGAUAGAAAGAAAGUGGAGAAGAAAUAUAAAGCCAAGAAGAUUCUUGUAUGUGGAAUAGGACUGGAUGAGUACAAUGGAGUCUCAGUUUGCUCAUCAACAAAAGAGAUCUGGGAAGCUCUCCAAACUGCUCAUGAAGGAACUACUCAGGUAAAAAACUCCAAGAUUGACAUGCUUACCACUGAGUAUGAGAUGGUCAAAAUGAAAGAGAGUAAAUCUAUUCAUGAGAUGCACACCAGAUUCACCUCCAUAAUCAAUAAGCUCUACUUUCUUGGAGAAGUCAGCACAACUACCAAGCUGGUAAGGAAGAUUCUUCGUGUAUUACUUAACUCCUGGGAUAGCAAGGUAAAUGCUAUCUCUGAAGCCAAAGAUGUGGAUACGUUGACUGUCGAUGAGCUUAUUGGAAACCUCAAGACGUAUAAAAUGAAGAUGACCACGAAGAAGGUAGAAAAGAAUUAG
Lycium barbarum (goji berry) is the source of this 573-nucleotide messenger RNA. RefSeq lists its product as uncharacterized. The transcript has a single exon. The record is from RefSeq and is a predicted model, not a curated record. Lineage: Eukaryota; Viridiplantae; Streptophyta; Magnoliopsida; Solanales; Solanaceae. Bases 1 to 573 code for a protein of 190 amino acids.